UUCAUUGCUUAUUAGUUGGCGAUUGCCGUUAGCGGGGACUGGAGUUUGGAGAGUUCAAAUUGCGAAAAGUGCUUUAAUUUUAUUUAAUUGUUGCAUUAUAAUUGAAUUGAAAUGUUAAAAAAGUGGUGUAAAUUUGUGUUUCUUACAUUCCUAAUAGUGCUUACAAUCUUGCCUCAAAGUGAAACCUCCGUAGUUCGCCUAUUAACAGAGACGCUGCAGAAUAAUGUGGCUGGUGAACCUAUAACGCACGUGCGCACCGAAUGGGAUUUUGACCCGGAAGUAAGCCAGAAACGACGCGCGCUCUUCUAUGAGGCCAAUGGUUAUCGUGCAGCCAAAUUUAUUGAGCGUAUCGGCUUGGGACUCGAUGGACAUGAAGAGGAGCGGCGAGCAGAGCAGCAGGCGCGUGAUGUUGGGCGGCUCAAUGGCGAACAUAAUAUCAACUUUCCAUCACAAUCGCAUGCGCAGUUCGAAUAAGGGAGAAUGAUGAGUGGAAAAUUAUGUCUCUAAUAUAGGAAUUUAAUAUUAAAACGUAGCUCGUUAAUCAUGAAGACAAAUAAAAAGCGAAGAAGUCAC
Molecule: messenger RNA, 573 nt
Organism: Bactrocera oleae (olive fruit fly)
Lineage: Eukaryota; Metazoa; Arthropoda; Insecta; Diptera; Tephritidae
Source: RefSeq, a predicted model, not a curated record